AUGUCUCAAUUGUGGAUGCCUAUUGGCUUUUUAAUAUUUAAUAUUGCUAUUAUAAAGUGUGAUAAACUCUGUGGACAACUAACAGAGGUUAACAAAACGGAAAUCAAUUUACCGAAAACAUUAACUCAUAUUUGGAAUCCAUGGCGAAUCUACCCAAAAGCCAAAGUUUAUCGUGGAGAGAAAUUAACAAAUGCAUGGAAUUUUGUGAAAAUACACCAAGUUCGAGGAUUGAAUGAUACGAUAGAAGAAAUGAAAGCGUUUAUGGAUUUGAAUGGUUGUUUCUUUAUCAUUCAAGGGGGUGCGGUUCGGGAUUUGGUUUUAAGCAAAUUCCCGCGUGAUAUCGAUGGACGAGUAACUUGUGACAUGAAAUUCCUUCAACAUUUGUGCAAUGGACGCUAUGGGAGAGAUAAUUGCCACAAAUCGAGUUCACAAAGUGUCAAUUUACAAAUUGGGAAUGGAGGAGAUGAAGAAAAUGGAUCUAUCAUGUUUGAAGCGGUCGAUGUUGUCCAUUGGAAUGAAAGCUAUGAAGUAAACGCGACUGGUUUGGAGUUCACGAUCAACUCGCUUUCCCUUUACGAAGAUCCAGUCACAAAAGAAAUCUACUUGAUUGAUUUGCUCAAUGGCUUGCAAGAUGUCUGUGAAAGGAAAAUUCGGAUCACUGCUAGAAGAAACCAGUGGAAAACGUGGGCAAGUGCGAGAUUUCACAAAGUGUACAGAUUUAUGAAAUCCGAAUCGUCUGGUUUCAUUCCAGCUGAUGAACAAAAUCGACAAUUUAUCGUUCGGCUAGUCAAAAACACUUUUGACCUUCAUCGUUUGGAUUUUAAGAGAUCUUUCUGUCAUAACUUCUUAUUUGGCUAUUUCUCCUAUGAACAAGAUCUCUGUUUUUAUCAUAGACCGCUUGUCGAUGAACGGAAAUACAAAUUGGAAAAAUACAUUAAACAGCUGAGAAAUGACUUUGAUCAAGACUUCUAUGAAAACAAGUUAAAGAAAACGAUUGAUGAAAUCUACUCAGUAGAUCAA
Molecule: messenger RNA, 1020 nt
Organism: Mesorhabditis belari
Lineage: Eukaryota; Metazoa; Nematoda; Chromadorea; Rhabditida; Rhabditidae
Source: the annotation of a GenBank genome assembly